AUGAACGUCGAUGGGUCCAGCAACAAUUCGGACGGCGAAGUUUCGAAGCUACCGGGGGGUGCAAGCGGCACUGGGACUCCAGGCAUUGUUUCCGAGAAACCUGCCGGCGCAGCUGCGGAGUCAGUCAAUGAAACCAGUGAAGCCGGUCAGUCGGAUCAGGGAUCGAAACCGGUACCAGAAGCGGCCGCAGGGGAGCAGGCCGACAUGGCACCUGUCGGCCAUCCGGUUUCCGCUCAGGUCGUUUUUUACGACCAGCCAACCUUCCCCGGCCAUUUCUACGUGGCGGAUUGUCGCAGGUGGAUGAGCGUGGUGCGCGGAGGAGUAGAGGACGGUUCAGAUGGGUCGGAAGGGCUAGACGAGGAAGGACUGGGAGGCGGGGCGGGUGGGCGUGUGGCUGCGGUCAUUCUGGGCCACCUCGGGGCACAUCGAACCCCCCAGAACGCAGAGAGCCAAGUCCCGCGGAUACAGCGUUCCCUUCCACAAGCUCAACAUGGCUCACGCCCUCGCUACUGCCUCGACAUCCCUCGCAACCGCUUCAAACACCCUCGGAUCUGCCACCACCUCUAUAGGAACCUCUAUCAGCACUACGACCUCUCGCACUCUGGAUAG
Molecule: messenger RNA, 609 nt
Organism: Closterium sp. Yama58-4
Lineage: Eukaryota; Viridiplantae; Streptophyta; Zygnematophyceae; Desmidiales; Closteriaceae
Source: the annotation of a GenBank genome assembly